Exophiala viscosa is the source of this 634-nucleotide messenger RNA. RefSeq lists its product as uncharacterized. Bases 210 to 596 code for a protein of 128 amino acids. Lineage: Eukaryota; Fungi; Ascomycota; Eurotiomycetes; Chaetothyriales; Herpotrichiellaceae. The transcript has a single exon. The record is from RefSeq and is a predicted model, not a curated record.
UAUGGUGUGCUUCGAGUUUCUCUCAUGUGACUCAAGGUCUGCCUGUGCCGUCAAACAGACUCAUAAUUCUUGCCCGGACUAUACUUAUAUCUCGUGCUCCUCCAGCGUGUGCUGCUUCUCCCCUUUCAUGCGUUGCGCUCAUAUGAUCUCACACAACAGCACAGCCUAGCCACUCUCGCUCAUACUUCGUCCAACAAACACAUUACCAAAUGGCACACAAACAUAACCGUCGCCGGGUUCGACCCCGCAGUCGUGGCUUCGAUACACUUCACUUCAUAUUCGAUGCAUCAACCAACAACAUCAUAUCCUCCACAAUCCCAUCGUUACCUUUCCCAUCUACAACGCAAGGCCCGAGCCAAAGGAGUGUAUCUCUACCUACAAGUUUACGAACUCCCGGCGCGAGUCUGGCAUCGAGACACUGGCAUAACCGAUAUCUUGCCUGGCAAAAUCGCGACGUGGCACAGAAGCAAGAAGCUGCCAAGCUCGAGGCCGAACAGAUCAAGUUGUUUGGAGGUGAACCUGGCGAUGAUGUUGGCCUUUGCUACAAGAUGCUGGAGGUGUUUGAGCGUAUGAACUGGAUCGACACCAUGGAGUAGAACAAUCACGAGAUUCAUGACUUUGAUUUUGUAUGGUG